This is a messenger RNA of Cryptomeria japonica (Japanese cedar), 1916 nucleotides long. RefSeq names its product PTI1-like tyrosine-protein kinase 1. Gene Ontology annotation, molecular function: protein tyrosine kinase activity; ATP binding. Gene Ontology annotation, biological process: protein phosphorylation. The record is from RefSeq and is a predicted model, not a curated record. The transcript is spliced from 9 exons. NCBI's taxonomy places the organism in Eukaryota, Viridiplantae, Streptophyta, Pinopsida, Cupressales, Cupressaceae. The coding region runs from base 212 to 1306 and encodes 364 amino acids.
CUCAUUCCUCUCCCAUUUUCUGUGGAUUUUGUUUCAUCUGCUGAUUAAUUUUCUAAUCGCAAGAGAUUACUUGCAUUCUGUUGAAGUUCGUGCGAUUCGAACCAGGAACCUUUUUCCAGGUAUUCUUUGUAUUUCAUCUUCUAUCAGUUGACGUGAAAUUGGUCGUUUGUCUGCUCUUAGAGGCGUUUUUGCGCUGUUGUGGAAAAGCAAAAUGCGUCGGUGGCUUUGUUGUGCUUGUUCAGUCGAUGAUGCUCCUGAACAACCGGAGAAUCAAUACUUAAAUGCAACAAAGCCCUUCCCAAAUGGAAACCAGGGCAAUUCUAAAGCAUCCGAGGGAACAAAGAAUGACACUCCACAGAAAAUACCUCCUAUUGAAGCACCUGCUCUAUCUCUAGAAGAGUUAAAGGAAGCAACAGACAACUUUGGUCCAAAAUCUUUGAUUGGAGAAGGGUCCUAUGGAAGAGUAUACUAUGCAACAUUAAGCAAUGGUUCAGCUGCAGCAAUUAAGAAAUUAGAUGUCAGCAGUCAGCCAGAGGCAAACCCAGAAUUUUUAGCACAGGUUUCAAUGGUCUCAAGGUUGAAGCAUGAGCACGUAGUCGAGUUGGUAGGAUACUGUGUUGAGGGAAACAUCCGUGUGCUAGCUUACGAAUUUGCAACAAUGGGCUCCUUACAUGAUAUUUUACAUGGACGGAAAGGGGUGCAAGGGGCCCAACCAGGUCCAGUUCUUGAUUGGAUGCAACGAGUGAAAAUUGCUGUAGGUGCAGCAAAGGGUCUUGAAUAUCUUCAUGAGAAAGCUCAACCUCAUAUUAUUCAUCGAGAUAUUAGAUCUAGCAAUGUUUUACUUUUUGAUGACUUCAAAGCAAAAAUUGCCGAUUUCAAUCUUUCUAAUCAAGCCCCUGACAUGGCUGCUCGCCUUCAUUCAACAAGAGUGCUGGGAACGUUUGGCUAUCAUGCUCCUGAGUAUGCAAUGACAGGACAGCUGACUCAGAAGAGUGAUGUAUAUAGCUUUGGGGUAGUUCUGCUUGAGCUUCUAACAGGUAGAAAGCCUGUUGACCACACAAUGCCUCGGGGACAACAAAGUCUUGUUACUUGGGCAACUCCAAGAUUGAGUGAAGAUAAAGUCAAGCAGUGUGUAGAUCCAAAGCUGAAGGGAGAAUAUCCUUCCAAGUCUGUAGCCAAGUUAGCCGCUGUUGCAGCACUUUGUGUGCAGUAUGAGGCAGAUUUCCGUCCCAACAUGAGUAUAGUUGUAAAAGCUCUUCAGCCACUGCUCAAUCCAAAGCCAGCAGCUCCUGCACCUGAAGCUUAGAAUUGAUGAUCAGGCAUGGUGCAGUCUAGUACAAUUUCAGGUUGUGUUCAGCAAAGGUUUAGAUUAAUGUGAUGGGAUGUUAUAGGGGCAGAGCCUUUGGAGAUCACAGCUCAAAGUUUUAAGCAGCUAUAUUAUUUGCAGUUCUCCAGCUUUUGUUCAUGGGUUAGAUUUUUUUCUGUAUUCUUUUUAAAUAGCUAUUCUUUUGCCCCUUGUGAAGAAUUUUCUACAUGUACCGUAAACUUGAUGUUCUUGAGCCAGUUCCAAGCAACAGAUAGUUUGUCUGCUAUAUUUCCUAGAAUCCUUGUGCUUCUUUAUAGGUUCUGGGAUUCCUUUUUUGAUCCUGGUUGAGUUUGUGUUUGUAGUCUUGUUUUAUAAGAUAUUUUUCCUAUUUUCUUUACCUGUAUAGGUCAUGUAUGUGGACAUCUUGUUUGAGAUUAGGGACUGCAAUUAUUAUCAUUAUAAUUUUGUGUAAGGCGAUAACAGGAAGGGUAAAUUAUUCAUAGGCAUCAGAGAUUCUUUGUGGGAGAAGUUAAAAAUACUGAAUAUGCUUUAUGGCCCUAACAAGGUAAAUUGCCAGUCAUUAAUACACGUCUGUUUGCUUCGUUUGGAA